Molecule: messenger RNA, 1650 nt
Organism: Erigeron canadensis
Lineage: Eukaryota; Viridiplantae; Streptophyta; Magnoliopsida; Asterales; Asteraceae
Product: probable prolyl 4-hydroxylase 10
Exons: 7
Coding region: 877-1422 (181 amino acids)
Biological process (GO): peptidyl-proline hydroxylation to 4-hydroxy-L-proline
Cellular component (GO): endoplasmic reticulum
Molecular function (GO): procollagen-proline 4-dioxygenase activity; L-ascorbic acid binding; iron ion binding
Source: RefSeq, a predicted model, not a curated record
CAUUUGUUCAAACCAACCUUAGACGUCCUCAAUCCUCACAGGUUUGAACUUCACUGGUAGCUUCUUGGGGGAGUCCAGGGAAAGGUUUCAGAAACAGUCACAGGUGUACCUCAGUUAGGCUGUGAAGUUUUGAGUCAAAGACUCCCACUCUCUAGGUAAACCUAACAAGGAAAACCUCUUCUGUUUAAUCGUUAUAUGGAAACACUCGUUCUAUUUUAUAUGUAUAGUUCAUUGUCUACAUUUGUUAUUUAGUGUUUGGACCCUUCUUGGCUUUUGAUGUGUAGUCCUAAAAUGUUAAUAAUACUUGCUAUUUUUAUAUUCAAACUUGGAAGGAUCCGAACCUCCUAUGGCUCCCCUUAAAUGUUCCACCAUUUGUUUGGUUGCUUUUCACUUUGAUCUUUUCAAUGAAGACUCCCUGUUUAUUUUUCAUUUUGGUCCUUAUUGCUCAUGGAAUCCAUUCGGUAUCAACUAAUCUUACCGACACUCAUGAUAUUGUUCAACGUGUUGGUAACAACACUGGCAGGUCAGUUUGCAUUUAGAUUAUAAAUUGGUUUAUUUUAUAGUUGGGAUUGCAAUCUUCUCAAGUUGAAAUCCGUCAAGUUGUUCAUGUUGAACCAAUAAAAAAGUUUAAACAUUAUAACGGGUCAACCACCUACUAAAUUUUUUUUACCAACUUCAACUUUAGAGGAUCUUUCCGGAUUUAUUUUAGAUUGGACUCAAACUGCUUUGAUCUUUGGUGUGUGAAGAAGUGAUGGUUGCGAUGGAAGAGUAGAUCAAUCCAUUGAAGUGAUCUCAUGGGAGCCUAGAGCCACCGUCUAUCAUAAUUUCUUGACGAAAGAAGAGUGUGAGCAUCUAAUUGAUAUUGCUAAACCUCAUAUGGAGAAGUCCACAGUUUUUGACUUAAGGACCAAGUCGACAGUCAUAGAUACUAGGUUCCGUGUAUGUUCUAUAACAUUUCUGGAACGUGGGCAAGAUGAAAUAGUCCGGGCUAUUGAGAAAAGGAUAGCAGAGUUCACUUUCUUACCUGUAGAGCAUGGUGAAGGACUUCAAGUUCUCCGCUUUGAAGUAGGUCAGAAAUUUGGACCUCAUUUUGACUUCUAUCUGAAUGAUUAUAACAUCAGAAAUGAGGGUCAGCGGAUGGUAACAGUUGUGAUGUACCUAUCAGAUGUUGAAGAAGGCGGUGACACGGUUUUCCCUUCUGCAAAGGGAAUCUACAGUGAUGUACGUUGGCGUAGUGCAUUCUCUGAAUGUGGUAAAAGAGGGUUAUCUGUUAAACCAAAAACGGGGGACGCAUUAGUUUUCUGGAACAUAAAACCAGAUGGCACUUCCGAUGAUUCAAGUUUACAUGGCGAGUGCCCUGUUAUCAAGGGGACUAAGUGGACCGCUACAAAAUGGAUUCACGACAAGGAGUACAAGGAAUAAUUUUGGUUCAAACUUCAAAAGAAUUCUAAUGUGAUCUCAUCUGGUUAAAGCUAUCGUUACUGCUAUUGAAUGACGUCAAAGUUCCAAAAUCAGAAGUCAUUCUAUAAGAUAAUUUUACAUAUAUAUAAUGUUUGUAUUAUUAUAUGGAUGCAAAAUUUUAACAGAAAGAAUGUUGUGUUCCGAUUAAACAGAAUAUGAAAUCAACUAUCAGGUUGUAUUAUAUGGUCA